Molecule: messenger RNA, 392 nt
Organism: Staurois parvus
Lineage: Eukaryota; Metazoa; Chordata; Amphibia; Anura; Ranidae
Source: the annotation of a GenBank genome assembly
CCCUGCAGCACUUACCUUGUCCUUUGCUCCCGCGAUGUGUCCCCUGCAGCGUCCCCGGCCAUCUCCUCCGGCCGAUGCCGGCAUCCAGCUUCUGCGGCAAAUUUGAAAUUUUAAAAAAAAUUAAAUUUUUUAAAAAAUUAUUAUUAUAUAGCAAAACAUUGCUGUUUCAAUGCAUUUCACAUAUAUUUUGUCCCUACUGCUUUGUCCUGUGCCCUGCCUACAUUUUGACUGUUCUUUCUGCCUGGAAACUUAGAAAAGUCCAUGGCGUCCAAAAAGCGUCCCUUUAAGUCAAAAUCGGUUUUAGACCAGCUAGAGAACAGCGAUAGUAAAUCAGAACCACUUGCAGAAUUGAGUGAUAAUGAUUCGUGGGGAAAUUCGUCAUCAGACACUGA